GACUACUACGGACUGCUGGGCUUACCUGCAUACACCUCAGACAAGAAGGAGAUUAAAGCGGCCCACAGGAGAACCGUCAAACUGGUUCAUCCGGAUAUCCUCGGCGCCGCCUCUGGCGACCUGCAGGUCAUUGUGAAUGCUGCAUAUCGCACUCUCAGCGAUGAUGCGACACGAGAAAGUUACGACACGACGCUUCGGCGGAGCAAACUUGCGGGGAUCGCCAUGAGCCAGUGGAACAAGAAAGGGAAAGUAGGCCUUUUCGUUGACGAGACCGUCUGCUCCAGCUGUCUCAAAUGCGCAACGCAAUGCCCUGGCACUUUCGAAGUGGACCCCUUGACACGGAAGCCCCAUGUGUACCUACAGUACGGCAGCGACCAGACCGAUCUGGACAUCGCAGUGUACGGUUGCCCAGAGCAGGCGAUCUCCUGGGUUCCACGCAAGCUCAUUCCCCUGCUGGAAUAUUGCAUGGGGAAGAGCAGGUCACUUCAGGGACGUCUCAGCCCAUUCCAGCUGCUUGCAGCAGCCCACUGCCGGGUAGUGGUCCUCACGAACCCACAGGAGCUAGGGGAAUUGCCCCCGGAUGCGGCGCUGCGGGAGGAGUACUCGGACGUGUUGUCCGUUCUCAAGGAAAACUUCCGCGCUGCUCGAGACCAACUACUAGAUAAGUACCUCUCCUGCGAUGAAGAGGCCAAGAAAGAGGCCGCGGACAUCAUUUCGAAGAACGGCAGGCCGUCUGCUCAAGUGGGCGACGAUGAAGAAAGAGGAGUCUUCGUGGAUGAAACCGCAUGCUCUCGAUGCUACAAAUGCGUCGAGGUGGCCUCAUCCACCUUUGCUGUGCACAGGAGCCCGGAGCGUGGCGAGAAGGCGCAUGCGGUGGUGCAGGAUGCCGACGCCACGGAGAUCCUGGAAGCAGCGGUGCGAGCAUGUCCCUCGCGGGCAAUCUCCUUCGUGAAGAAGGAGGACGUGCCGCUGCUGGAUCUGGCGAUGCGCGAGUCUGCAACGCUGGCGCACACUUCGGGCGUACUGCGUGGGCCCUGGGAGAUCUUCCAGGAAUACGUCGUGGAGGACAUCGUCAGGAUGGACCUUGAACUGCGCGACUUCACCCCGGCGAAGACCAUGAGGGAUGCCGAGUCAGUGGCCGAAAUCGCUGACAUUGCGGGUGAGAUUUCUACAUCUGCAAGCGCAAUUCCGGAGGGCGUCCGCGCGCGACUCUGGAAAGGCAUCGGCGGCGAUGAGUCCGCUGUGAAGGAGCUCGAGGCAAUGGCACAGGGCAGCGGCGAAGCAUCAUCGCUGUCGCGGAACACCCUGAAGGCCGACCUCUUCAAGUUCCUG
Molecule: messenger RNA, 1332 nt
Organism: Symbiodinium sp. CCMP2456
Lineage: Eukaryota; Dinophyceae; Suessiales; Symbiodiniaceae
Source: the annotation of a GenBank genome assembly